AUGUCUAAAGCAUUGGCUCUUGUGGUGGUGUUAUUUUUUGUGUUAUUUUGUGGAAAAUGCUAUGGGGAACUUAGAGUUGGAUUCUAUGAAGGAAAAUGUGGUAAGACAAAUGUUGAAGGUGUUGUCCAAAAUGUUGUAGAAACAUGGCAUUUUGAAGAGAAGGAAAAGGAUAUUGCAGCUGCUCUUCUACGUAUGCAUUUCCAUGAUUGCUUUGUUAAGGGUUGUGAUGCAUCUAUUCUAUUGGAUGGACUCACCAGUGAGAGAAAAGCAGUCCCAAAUUCAAGUGUUAGGGGAUUUGGACUCAUUGAUGCUAUUAAAGAAGCUUUAGAAGCAGAAUGUCAAGGUCUAGUUUCUUGUGCUGACAUUAUUUCUAUGGCAACUAGAGAUGCUGUUGUCUUGGCUGGAGGAAAAUGGUAUGAUGUAGAAACAGGACGAAGGGAUGGAGAUGUUUCCUUAGCUUCAAAUGUGAAUCUUCCUGCUGCUACAAUUUCAGUUUCUGAUUCCAUCAAACUCUUUGCAAGCAAAAAUCUUACCCAAUAUGACAUGGUUUAUCUUCUAGGUGGACACACUGUUGGAAUUGCUCGUUGCUCACUCUUCAAAGAUAGAAUAUACAACUUCAAUAAAACUGGUGGUCCUGAUCCAAGCAUGAGCCCAUGGCUAUUGGCUGAAUUAAAGGAUAAAUGUCCUAGAAUUUCAUUAAUAUUUGAUAACACUUAUCCUCUUGAUCAAGAAAUUAAAAAGGGAAAUGGGGUUCUUCAAAUUGAUCAACAAAUAGCAUUGGAUGAAUUGACAAAGAAUAUUGUGGAUGAUAUUGUUAAUGAUCCUGAUUUUUACACUAAGUUUGGUGAGGCCAUGGUGAAAUUGGGUAGAGUUGAAGUAUUAAUUGAUGGUCAAGGAGAAGUGAGGAAAUCAUGUAGGGUUGUUAAUAAGAAGCCAUUUAUUUUUGGAGGGCUCAAUUAG
Solanum tuberosum (potato) is the source of this 960-nucleotide messenger RNA. RefSeq names its product peroxidase 60-like. Gene Ontology annotation, biological process: hydrogen peroxide catabolic process; response to oxidative stress. The coding region runs from base 1 to 960 and encodes 319 amino acids. The record is from RefSeq and is a predicted model, not a curated record. Lineage: Eukaryota; Viridiplantae; Streptophyta; Magnoliopsida; Solanales; Solanaceae. The transcript is spliced from 5 exons. Gene Ontology annotation, molecular function: heme binding; peroxidase activity.